Messenger RNA from Scomber japonicus (chub mackerel), 5710 nucleotides. RefSeq names its product misshapen-like kinase 1. The record is from RefSeq and is a predicted model, not a curated record. Gene Ontology annotation, molecular function: ATP binding; protein kinase activity. Gene Ontology annotation, biological process: protein phosphorylation. The coding region runs from base 111 to 3968 and encodes 1285 amino acids. Lineage: Eukaryota; Metazoa; Chordata; Actinopteri; Scombriformes; Scombridae. The transcript is spliced from 33 exons.
ACCCGAGCACAGGGAGAGCCGUUAGUUUGUUAACGCUAGUAGAGGAGGAAAUCUGACCGUCCAUGUCUUGACUACAAACAUUAACCGUGCUGACAACAUAAUUGGCAGCAAUGUCGAGAGAAAACACCACUCGGAGUUUGGACAGCAUAGACCUCGCUGCUUUACGAGAUCCAGCAGGUAUCUUUGAGUUGGUGGAGGUUGUGGGCAAUGGAACCUACGGUCAGGUGUACAAGGGUCGCCAUGUCAAGACAGGCCAACUGGCAGCUAUCAAAGUCAUGGAAGUCACAGAGGAGGAAGAAGAGGAGAUAAAGCUGGAGAUCAACAUGUUGAAGAGUUAUUCCCACCAUAGAAACAUCGCUACUUAUUAUGGUGCUUUUAUUAAAAAGGGUCCUGCUGGACAGGACCACCAACUCUGGUUGGUGAUGGAGUACUGUGGAGCCGGCUCGGUGACAGACUUGGUGAAGAAGACGAAGGGGAACUGUCUGAAAGAGGACUGGAUUGCUUAUAUCUGUCGAGAGGUGCUCAGGGGUCUUUCCCAUCUUCACUCCCAUCAUGUGAUUCACAGAGACAUUAAGGGACAAAAUGUUUUGCUCACAGAGAACGCCGAAGUCAAACUGGUUGACUUCGGGGUGUCGGCUCAGCUAGACAAGACGAUUGGCCGGAGGAACACCUUCAUCGGCACCCCUUAUUGGAUGGCUCCGGAGGUCAUCGCCUGUGACGAGAACCCAGAGGCCACAUACGACUACAGGAGUGACCUCUGGUCUUUAGGCAUCACUGCUUUAGAGAUGGCUGAAGGAGCCCCCCCUCUGUGCGACAUGCAUCCGAUGAGAGCGCUGUUUCUGAUUCCGCGGAAUGCUCCACCCAAACUGAAAUCAAAGAAGUGGUCCAAGCGUUUCUUGUCGUUCGUCGACAGCUGUCUAGUCAAGAACCAUCUGCACCGACCCGCGACCGACGCCCUGCUGAGACACGCCUUCAUCAGAGACCUGGCUAAUGAAAGACAAGUGCGCAUCAUGCUCAAAGAUCACCUUGACAGAACCAGGAAGAAGAGAGAGAAAGAGGGUCCAGAGUACGAGUAUAGCGGCAGUGAAGAAGAAGAAGAUGAGGUGGCAGAAGAGGAAGGAGAACCCAGCUCCAUAGUGAAUGUACCUGGAGAGUGGACGUUAAGACGGGAGUUUCUUCGUUUACAGACACAGGAUCGUGAAGGGGGCAGAGAGGGAGGCCACGCAGGAGGUGGAGGUCAACAAAGACAACAGGCGUUACAGCAGCACAGGCAGCAGUUGGCAGAGCAGGAACGAUACAAGCAGCAGUUACUGGCUGACAGACAGAAGAGGAUCCAACAACAACACGAGCAACGGCAAAAGUUGGAGGAUCAACAGCGGCGACAGCUGACAGACUGCGCCUUUCAGUGGGCGGAGCUCCAGGAGAUCUUGCUCGGGGAGGAGUCUGAUCUCCAUGACAACAGAAUCCAGCUGGAUGACAGGAACCGGAGGGGCGACAGGAGACAGCAGGAGCAGCCUGGCAGACAGCUGAGUGCCGAUGUGUCAGUAAGGCCUCUGGACUCUCCAGCAGAGCAGAGAGCCGUGGCUCCAAACCAGCUGCUUCAGCACAAGGCCCAGCAUUCGCAGCCUCAGCUGCAGCCGCAAGCCAAGCCCCAGCCUCUGGCCCAGCAUCAGCAGCCCUCAGCGGGCAGGAGAUCCCACCGCACCCUGCCCAAGGACCAAACCCAGCUCCUGUCACUGCAGCACGACCAUAGACACAGGGAGAGAGAGAGGGAGCGAGAGAGGCAGAGGCAGAGAGAAAAGCCUGUGGCAGCAGUCCAGAAGCUAACGGCUAAUACUGGGAGCACAGCUGCUGUUGCUGCUGCUGCUGCCGCCGCAGCCGCCGCUGCCGCUUCCUCGCCCAGUCGCCCCUCAAACAGCCAGCGCUCAGUGAUGGAUUUCCAGGAAUCAAACUUAACCAGGCUGCUUUUGGCCGCUGGUCUGCCCACCCAGAUGCACUCGAGGCUGGGCUCUGGGAGCAGCUCUAGUCCUUGUACCCCAGCCAUGCAGAGAGCUCACUUCAACCAGAAUGCCAAUCUGCGCUCUAGUCGAGAUGCCCCUCACAGCAGCUCUAUGUCAGAUAUGGUCAUCUCCCCUUUGUCCCCCUAUCCUCCCCUGUCCCCAACUGAUGAUGUUUUUUGGGACCAUGUCGAGACUCCACCUAAGGUCCCAGAACGCACUACGUCCAAGUUCUACUGUAGAGAGCAGAUGAUGGGCCACAAGAGGGCUGCUUCAAGUGGCUGCCCGGUGUCUGUAGCAGAUAAAAGUGGAAGGUCUAUGUCUCAUGGACUGUCCCCUAUUAACAGUAACCACUCAGGUUACUUCAACCUGGAGAGUCCACUCUUACAUCACCGUCUGCAGCCGCACAGGAGGACACAAGAAAGCAUCAACAGCGGACAUACACAGGGUGUAAAAUCUGCACUCAGCCGGCUCAACAAGGCCACAGAAUACUCCUCCUCCAGUGACGAGGUCGGCAGCAGUGAUGAUGAAGAGAGCAACAGGUCUGGCCUGUCAAAUGGAAAGGGGAAAUACUUCAGAGGAAUACCUGAUGGCAUCCUGCUGCAGCCUCACCACAAUCUCAACCAGAUUUCUCAAAGGGGGUCAGAUGACACCUAUCUGCUGCCAGACCUUCUGCAGAAAACCUCUUCAUCCAGCCCUACCCAUAAUGCACUGGGCCAGCAGCAGCGGGCACAUGAUCUCAGUUACUCACAAUCACCCACGGCCCCUCGAUCCCCCACACACCAGGAACUACAUGCUGCCGGCAGUCCAACUGGUAAAAACACCUCCACAUCCUCCACUUCCUCCUUCCUGUCCUUCAUCGAUCCAAGAUUGAUCCCCAUAUCAUCACCACCACAGAGCCCUAGCAGCAAGGGUGAGCCAAUCAAGAGAGAGAACCACAGGAAGGGCUCUGUGGUGAAUGUGAACCCGACCAACAUUCGACCACAGAGCGACACUCCGGAAAUCCGAAAGUACAAGAAGAAAUUCAAUGCUGAAGUUCUCUGUGCUGGACUGUGGGGUGUGAAUUUGUUGGUGGGGACAGAAAGUGGUCUGUGGCUGCUGGACCGAAGUGGUCAGGGGAAGGUGUACUCGCUCAUCAGCAGACGAAGGUUUCAGCAGAUGGAUGUACUGGAAGGACUCAAUGUUCUAAUCACUAUAUCAGGUAAAAAGAACAAGCUGCGUCUGUACUACCUGUCCUGGUUGAGGAAUAAAAUCCUCCACAACGACCCAGAGGUGGAGAAGAGACAGGGUUGGACAUCAGUAGGUGAUCUGGAGGGCUGUGUACACUAUAAAGUGGUGCGUUACGAGAAGAUAAAGUUCUUGGUGAUUGCUUUGAAGAACGCUGUGGAGGUGUACGCCUGGGCCCCAAAACCCUACCACAAGUUCAUGGCCUUCAAGUCAUUCAGGUCUCUGCCUCAAAAGCCAAUGUCUGUUGACUUGACAGUGGAGGAAGGUCAGAGGUUAAAGGUCAUCUACGGCUCUUUGUCUGGUUUCCACGCCAUUGAUGUAGACUCUGGGACCCCCUACGAUCUCUACCUGCCUACACAUAUCCAGGGUUCCAUCCGCCCCCAUGCCAUCAUUAUUUUGCCAAACAGCGCUGGAACAGAGGUUCUGGUUUGCUACGAGGACGAGGGCGUCUACAUCGAUACGUACGGCCGCAUCACCAAGGAUACAGUGCUACAGUGGGGGGAGAUGCCCGCGUCGGUCGCCUACCUCCAGUCUAACCAGGUGAUGGGUUGGGGUGAAAAGGCCAUUGAACUGAGAUCUGCCAACACAGGGAACCUAGAGGGAGUUUUCAUGCACAAAAAGGCUCAGAAACUCAAGUUCCUGUGUGAAAGGAAUGACAAAGUCUUCUUUGCCUCUGUGCAGUCAGGAGGCAGCAGUCAGAUUUACUUCAUGACUCUCGGACAGAACUCGCUGUUCAACUGGUAAUGAGUGGACCUGUUACUCUCUGGGAUCAACGGCUGAUGCCUGCCAUUAUUCUGGGGUUUGCGAGGUGAUGCCUCUUCAUAUUCGUGCUGACACAUACUCAAACACAUACCCCUGGAUCCAUUACCCAAGCCUCUCGUCUAGUGCAGCCAAUAAGUUUGUAAAUGUAAGUAUGGACGGAUUCACCAUGGGGCUGAUCAUAAAUCCAGCUGUGCUUGAAUCCAUCCUUGACUACUGAAGCCUGGAGCUCCACCUAUUCAGCCACAGUGUCACAAACAUCUGGAAGUUCAGCUAGAAGGAGCUUUAGUUCACCUUUCAAUGGAAAGUGUCAGCAUCUGUAAGGUGAAAAGCACUUGACUGGUAGAUUCUGGAAGAUGUUUCAUAACCAUCACGUUACUGUUCAACAUCUGGUCCUCAAGAGUCCGUCCUAUACUUAAACCGGACCUGUUUAUCUACAUCUGUCAGCACUGGAGACAUUCAUCUUGCUUGGAUCAGUUAUUCUUGUCUUUUUUUUUUUUUUUUUAAAGGAGUCCCUCCUACACAACUCUACCUUUCAUCAGUUACUCAGCUUACUUUGUGUCGAUCAGCUACUCACUUGUAUUCGCUAUAACAAUGUCUGGCUCUCAGCUAUGUUGUCGGUUGUUUAUUACUGGAUCACCUGCGCCCAAGUCAUUACAUCUGGAUCAUUACUCUCCCCACACAGACAAGGGAAGUAAUCUCCGGUGUGUCUUCAUAAAAGCAUCUGUUUAAAAAGGAGCAAAAAAGCUGAAGAAGAGAAGCGCUUCAUCAUCCUCGUUGACUCCACAGACAUCAUCUGGGCAUUUCAGAUAUUGGUUUUUGUUGGAAAUGUGGGCCAAACCUUCUUAAUUCUAGCCCCCUCAUAAUUUUCUUUAAUCAGCUUCCAGAUCGUUAACGUCUUUGUUGUCUGUCUCCAAUACCUCAGAAGUGUUUAUUUGUGUCAAGUUUUCCUCGUUACUGCUUUAAUCAGAAUUGAAGGACCCAAUUCAAAUGAUUAUAUCACUGUACUGAAUCCUUAUGUUGUUAAUUAACAUAAAGUAUUAUUAGAUAUAUGAUUAUAUUAUGCACUAUCAAAUGGUGUGUUCUUGGAAGAAGCGUUUCCUUUCCUUCUUCAGAUUGACAGUGAGUCAGUUAAACAUUUCCUAGAUUUAAUCAGUUAUGUUUUACUGUAAAUACACCGUUGCUGCAAAUCUUAUAAUAAUGAAUUGAAUUUAUUAAGACGUACAGCAUUAUCAUGAAGAUAUAGUUCACUUAUCUCUAGUUUAUUUAUUAGGUAAUUCUAUCCCUAAUCAUAAGUGGCAAGUCAACGUUUCUGUCUGUUUUGCCUGAAAUCAGUUAAAAUAAGUUGAGUUGGUUUUAUGAACACAUUAUUAAUACAGUCAGUACCCCAUCAGUCCUCUUAGAUCCCAGUUUGAGCAUUCACACCACCAGAUCUGGAUCAUGUAAUUUAGGUUGUAUUACUCCAUGACAAGGACCUUAAUAACCUUGUACUUUACUGUAAGAGUUUCAGUUGUAAUACACCGCAAGUAGAGAUACAAAGCUUCACAUUAACUGGCUAUGAAUGCUUUUUUGUACAGCUAAGGAUGUAUAUAAUCUUGUAAAAUGCACUGUUUUCUAAAAAAUUUUAUAAUUGACAAGCCAUCUUUAUGUAUGUGUACAGAAUUACAGGCUGAUGAAUGUGAAACGCCAUCCCAAAACAGAGUUCAUACAUGUGAUAUCCAUGUUCU